CAGCUUAGAAAUACUCUUUAUAUUUUACAUGAAGUCAACAGUUUUUGAGGCCCGCACCUUUUUUUAACUUUCUAGAUUCCUCGUUUCUCGGUGCGCCACCCACUUGUUGUGCUGAAACCAGAUUCAGGGGACUCAGCCGGCCAGUUCAGUUCCUCAGAGCAAUGGAAAACACCAAACAGCAACAAUUCUUGCCAAACCCAGUUGUAUUGCAGAGUCAGGAGUUAUAUGAGUAUAUACUGGCCACCAGCGUGUACCCACGAGAAGCAGAGCCUCUAAAGGAGCUAAGGGAAGCUACUGCAAACAAUCCGCGAGCAUUCUUCGGUACGUCACCAGAUGCAGGUCAGCUAAUGGCCAUGCUCUUGAAGUUAGUGAAUGCCAAGAAGACAAUUGAAGUUGGGGUCUUUACAGGAUACUCUCUUCUCCUCACAGCUCUUACCAUUCCUGAUGAUGGCAAGAUCACAGCCAUAGAUGUCGAUCGGAAAACAUAUGAGACGAUCGGCUUGCCAAUUGUAAAGAAAGCUGGCGUUGAACACAAAAUUAACUUUAUUGAGUCACAAGCUUUACCAGUUCUUGAUGAACUUUUGGAAGACCCAAAGAAUGAAGGGAGUUUUGACUUUGGCUUUGUGGAUGCGGACAAGGACAAUUAUUGGAAUUACCAUGAGAGGAUGAUGAAGCUGGUUAAGGUUGGUGGGAUGGUUAUCUAUGAUAACACACUGUGGGGAGGAUAUGUUGCGUUGCCUGAAGAGGCUGUUCCAGAAAAGAAAAGGGCCUGGAGGCAGACUUCCAUUGAGUUCAACAUCUCCAUCUCUGCUGACCCUCGCGUUGAAAUAUCUCAUGCUUCAGUGGGUGACGGUAUGCUUAUCUGCAAGCGAAUUUGCUGAGUAUCAAAAAUAAACCUGUAGUGAUAUAUUGCAAGGCUUUCUGUUAACAUGUUGAAAUUACUAAUAAGAAUUGUAAGCAUGUGAUGCAGAACCCGUUAAUGUUCACUUCUACAA
Molecule: messenger RNA, 995 nt
Organism: Alnus glutinosa
Lineage: Eukaryota; Viridiplantae; Streptophyta; Magnoliopsida; Fagales; Betulaceae
Product: probable caffeoyl-CoA O-methyltransferase At4g26220
Exons: 6
Coding region: 162-881 (239 amino acids)
Molecular function (GO): S-adenosylmethionine-dependent methyltransferase activity; O-methyltransferase activity
Source: RefSeq, a predicted model, not a curated record